CUCGUCUUCGAAUCCUCCCGUUGACCACCAUCGUCAUCAGAAAUGCCAUCCACUUCCUCAAACUAAUCACCGAAUGAUAGCGCCGCACUCUGAAACUCGUAUCCUACAACUCGCCAAUCGUCUGUGCCCUGUACGCAUUUCCUAUUGCCGCAUUAAGGUCCUAACAGCGGCCACAGUCAGCGACAUCAGUAGCGCCUGCCACUUACGAUCGCCUUCCUGCCACAGGAUUGGUCAGAAUUCCACUCCCCGGCCUCCUCCUGAUCCUCCACUUGAUCCUCCACUUCUUCUCAUUCAUCCUCCUUCUUACCAUCCGGAAUACCCACCGCGUCUUGUAUCAAAAACACUGUCUCAACCUCAUCCACUCGCUCCCUAGGUACCCUUUACUCCGACCAUCAUGCAAUAAUCUCUCUCUUUCUCCAACAAUCAUCGAACAAAAGCCGAACUCACGCAUCGUCAACGAGGCCGGCCAUCUUCCGCUACUCUGACGUAUGCCUCACGAGAAGGCUGCCAAGGUCUCCUAUAUCAUUCCCAGGUGCAUCAAGUGAUUGGUCCCCUUGAUAUACCUCGAAAGUGGUUCCGCUCAUCCUCGUCUUCCUUCAGAAAGCGACCAGUGACGUAUACUCGAGACCAUAUAUCUCUCAUCUACAUUGUCGAGGUUACAUAUCAUUCUCCUAUCACACCUCGCUCGGACCUAUCUUCCACAAGCUCCAGACCCUUACAGCAUCUUCAACCUAUCGUAUCGGUCUUUAUAGGUUUUCCCCAAACGAUUCCCCGGGCUGCUUUGGUCAUUCCACUCAAUCCUAUCUCCGCCUGUCCACGUAUACUGCUUGGACAUUCCUUGCUUCUCUCAUCAAAGUCACUCAUACCUCAUCGCACAGUGUCGUAUGCUGUUAAGUUAAAUACACAUUGAUUCCACGGAUCAGCAAAUUUCAGCACAAAGGCCGCUUGGUACAAUCCUCUUGUACGACGUCUUUUCGGUCCAACAACUCUCACGUUCACAAUUUGACCCUGUCAAACCUCUAUACGCUGUCCGACAAUCCUUCUGUUGAUCCUUCCGGCGACAAACCUCCGAUUGGCACGAGAAAUUCCCCCUGCAUGGUUCACAGGCGGUAUACCCUCGCAACAGCCAUCACAUCUCGUGCUAGCUCGACCGUUAUUCCCCUACCCCCAACAAACGGCAUCUGUUUUAAAUCCUUCACGCUCAGAGAUCUCCAUUCCUUCAAAUCACGGACGCUCAAUUGACGAAUCCCCACAUCUUUGCUCCACUACCACAGCUUCACAUCAGGGCUUCCGACUUGCUGCUACUGCUUUUCCGUUGUUGGCGAAGGACCCUCCUGGAGGCUAAUGCAUGCGCAAUCGUCCCGUUAGAGCUUGGAACGCAUUCUAUCACCAAAAACUUUGUCUCUCCUGCCACGUCUCGCUAUUUCCUGCUGCACCAUUUGUCAUUUGACAUCCUACGAAGAACCAGAUCUGAGCCCAGAAACCACUAUUGGCCUAAAUACCCUCACAUUCAGUUGGUUUCACCAAGCAAUUAUCCGUCCUUCGCGUCUCGUAAGUGCUGAGUAACCCAAGUCAAGGCAGCGGGGGUCACGUCUAUUGCAUUCAGGCUAUGAGAGCGUGCCUCUAGGUCGACAUACACCAGAGUUUAUAUUGUUGAUUUUCCCUUCACAAGUAUCUUGACCGGAUCCUCUACAUCUCCAAACCCUGGAAUAUCUAAAUACGUGGUUUUCAAGCCAUUCCCAAUUUCGAGAUGCCUUCUCGCAUCAGCGGCGCCUGCAACGGUUGCCGAACCAAAAAGCAAAAGUGCAGUGGCGAUAGAUCCGGAUGCCUUCAGUGCCAAGCUGCGGGAAUACAGUGUACCUGGCCAGAGCAACGAAAACGUGGCCCUGCGAAAGGAUACAUUGAAGGCUUAGAGCACCGUCUCCACGAAGCCGAGUCAUUACUUCUUGCACUCCUUCCACUCGUCACUGCUGCUCAGCUCGACAAUGCCACCGAAAGUCUGAAUCUCACUGAUGCGGCCGGAGUUGGCCAGGCAUCCAGAGACUCAACAUCGCCUUCCCCUCGCAAUGUACGAUCUUCACCUCCGGUCUUGAACAAAAAGACCGGCAUCGACUACUGGGAAUCAUUUCCACUCGACACGGUCGAGAAUAUCCGAAGAUGGCAACAAGACUGCGCGAUACAUAGUCAACCGCCCAGCACCGACCGACAUGCGUCAGCACGUGACUCUCUCGACAAUGUUAGCCAUGCUCGUCUCCUCAACUCGAAUCCCACCUCUCGUCAAUCGUCCAUGGAUCUGAAGCGAGAAGCCUUGGACGGCAUAUUUAGCGCGAGUCUUCAACAUAAUAACCGCAACAACGAGAACUUCCGAUCCCUGUCCUCAGAUCCUUAUCGUAGCGGAACAAAUACACCUAUCAAUGUCACGUCGGCGGCCCGCCAUUCCCCCAUUCCAGGUCAGCAGUAUGAUCAACACCCGCAGCAGCGACUAUCUAGUCAGCUCCAGUCGUGGCAAAACUCUUCACUUUAUGCCUCCGGUUCAAAUCCCGAUGCCACACGUGGUGACGCUUCAAGCAACAUAACUCUCAACGCCGAGGCACUCCUCCUGCAAUCACUUGCUGAGAAUAAUAACCAUUGGGCGCAGCCCGACCAAGUGGGCAACAAUAACAUGCUGAUGAAUAUGGGAAUGGCAAUGUCCAUGGCCAUGUCAUCACCACCGAACCAUGCCAUAGAGUCAGCUCCUAUGGAGAUUGACACAGGGUUCUUCAACAGUGAUGUGCAACGGCGACUGUUCUGGUGAGGCGUGGAUAUGGCAUGUCGAUAUUAGAAUAAGAGAUUCAUUUGUGAUUGGAUAUGAGAUUAUGGGAUAUGAAUUUUGCGAUUUCCUGGUCUCGAAUGGCCCGUGGAUAUCUUGUAUGGCGAUGUGGGAGUUAUUUCGUCGCUUGGAAUCAACCAUCUGUACAUUUCAUGUUUCAUGGUUGUCUACUCAGGCGUUUAGUUGCGAGGCGGCGGAUGGCAAAACGUCUAUACCUCAAGGAGUUACUAUGCAAAACGCUCAGGGUCGAACUAUGAUGGAAUAUCUUUGAAAGGAGGGACACUUGGAGGAUGAGGUGCAACCAAGAUCCCAAGAGACUGUAAUUUGGUGAUACUCAAUUCAUCGCCAUAGGUAACUUGCAAGAAGAAUUACCUCCACUUGUGACACAGGACUGAAUCCCAAGGACGAGAAAUUGCCUUUAAACCG
This is a messenger RNA of Exophiala mesophila, 3235 nucleotides long. RefSeq lists its product as uncharacterized. NCBI's taxonomy places the organism in Eukaryota, Fungi, Ascomycota, Eurotiomycetes, Chaetothyriales, Herpotrichiellaceae. The record is from RefSeq and is a predicted model, not a curated record. Gene Ontology annotation, biological process: regulation of DNA-templated transcription. Bases 1751 to 2794 code for a protein of 347 amino acids. The transcript is spliced from 4 exons. Gene Ontology annotation, molecular function: DNA-binding transcription factor activity, RNA polymerase II-specific; zinc ion binding.